AUGGUUGCCUCUACUGGAAGGAAGAGGAAACAUGUUUCUGAAACUGACUCUGAACCAGAAGUCGAACCAGAUGUCCCUGACAUCUCCACCACUACCAAGAAAAGGAUCAAGGGGAAGAGAAUUCCCUUGAAUGUUCCAGAUGCACCCAUUGACAAUGUGUCAUUCCACUUUGCGAGUUCUACACAAAGUUGGAAGUUUGUUGUUCAGAGAAGGUUAGCCAAAGAGAAAGAACUUCAUGAAGAUGCCUUGGGACUCAAGGAGAUCAUGGAUCUAUUGGUGGAUGCUAGUUUGAUGAAGACUGUCAAGGAUAUUGGCAGGUGCUUUACUCAAUUGGUUAGGGAGUUCAUUGUGAACAUCCCUACUGACUGUGAUGAUGAGAGCAGCUAUGAGUAUAGGAAGGUCUAUGUAAGAGGAAAGUGUGUCAAUUUUUCUCCUGAAGUUGUUAAUGAGUUUUUGGGCAGAAGCCCUGCUGCUGUGACUGAUGAAGAGCUUGAUUUGAAUAAGGUUGCUAAGACCCUAACUGGCAAGAUGGUCAAGAAGUGGCCAAAGAAAGGAUUACUUCCAUCUGGGAAGUUAACUACCAAGUAUGUUGUGCUUUUCAAGAUUGAAUGUGCAAAUUGGAUGGCUACGAAUCACCUGUCUGGUGUAACUGCUCCCCUUUCCAAGAUGCUCUAUCUGAUUGGAACUGGUGGUGAGUUUGAUUUUGGUCAACUUGUGUUUGAACAGACUCUGAAGCAUGCAGGUUCUUAUGCAGUGAGGCUGCCAAGUCUUUUUCCCUGCCUCUUGUCUGAGAUAAUAGUACAACAACAUCCUCACAACCCUCAUGUUGUGAGGGCUAAUGAACCUCAAGGUAAGAAACCUAUGCCUCUCAAGUUUGCUUAUCGCUUGUUUUCUGGGACACAUGUUCCCGACAUUGGGCUGUCUGCAGCAAAGGGUUCUGCCAGUGCCAGUGGCACUUAG
Molecule: messenger RNA, 960 nt
Organism: Lotus japonicus
Lineage: Eukaryota; Viridiplantae; Streptophyta; Magnoliopsida; Fabales; Fabaceae
Exons: 1
Coding region: 1-960 (319 amino acids)
Source: RefSeq, a predicted model, not a curated record